UAUUUGUCAAUAUUAUAACAGGUCGGAAUAAUCGAUGAACAAAAUCUGACCUCACGGGAGAUUUCAUUGAACAGGUGUGUUCAGAUAAGUGCAAUUACCUGUAGUAUGUGUUAUUAAAGAGUAAUUCAGUGCGCAUGCAGUUCAAGGAUGUUAAAAUAUGUGAUUGUAUGAACUAGAUCAAAUAAUCAAGUAGUGCGGAACAAAUACCAUCUAGCUCAGUAGCUGUGUACUGAUCAUUGAAACGAAACAAUGACCGGAAGCGAUUGCGAAUAUGAUCCUGACGAGACACCUGGACAAUGGGCACCAGGUGCGGAUGAAGAAAAGGAAAAGAGAGGUGACAAACCACCAAAAGGCAAAAAGGAGAAAAAGCCAAAGAAAACGAAAAAAGACAGGGCAAAUCCAGACUUUGAUGACAUACCUGGAUAUGGUGGAAACGCUUUCCACGGAGAUUCGGAUGUCAAGCCGCCACAAGCCCCAACAGGUCCGACAGGAGAGCAACCUCCAAUGACGUUUUCUGACACAGCACAGUUGACUGAAGAUGACUGUAAGAAGGCUCUAGAGAAGUUUGUAGAUGACCAGCUGUGCUACGGAAGCAAGCCAGCGAAAGAAUGCAAGAUCCUCUCCACUAAAGGAGUCACUGCCUUACAUUAUAUACUAGAAACAUUCUCAGAAAACCGAUCAACAAAAAAGAAAAAGGUUCCAUAUAAAGGUGGACAUGUGGACGGUCCUGAAAAUGGUGAGGCGCCUAAGCCUUGGGAUAUACCUGUUUCGGCUAAAAAGGAAUUCAAGGAUGAUAAAAUUAAGAAGGAGGUCCCACAUACUGCAAAAGUCAAGAAAUGUAAGGAUUGUAAAGGCCGAGGGUGGGAGACAUGUGAUGAUUGUGACGGGUGGGGUAGAGUUGAAUGUGACAGUUGUGAUGGAAGUGGAAAUAGAACUGCUACCGAUGCUGAAGGAAACGAAUAUGAAGAAAACUGCCCGUUUUGCUUUGGAACUGGGCAACGAAUGUGCAUGGACUGCGGAGGUGACGGGCGUGUCACGUGCGAUGAUUGUGAAGGUUAUAGAAAGCUUAAAUGCUUUAUCCAGCUGAAAGUGAAAUUUAUAAACCAUGAUGACGACUACAUACUGGAGACCACCGACAUGCCCGACGAACUUGUAGCAACUGCUGGCGGAAAUAUUCUCUUCCAACAAGAACUACCAAUGGUAUGGCCAAUCAAUACUUACCCAGUGAAAGAGAUUAAUGAGCAAUCAGCUAAGAUGGUCAAUGCUCACAGAACCAAAUGGCCGAACGAACUGAUACACAAACAACGCCAAACACUUCGUGGUGUACCAGUCACUGAGGUAGAGUACAAAUGGGAAGACUUUAAAUCCCGUUACUGGGUGUACGGUUCGGAGAGGAAGGUCUAUGCACCGGAUUAUCCCCAACAAUGCUGCUGUGGCUGUUCUAUCAUAUAGAGAAAUUAUUGGAAACAGUAAACUUAAGAGCAGUUAAAAUCUUCUUUUUUUCUGUUACUGAAAAAUCAUGUAAAAGUGUGGACUGAGAAUUAUACCUAAAUCAUCACAGCUCAUUAUGACAUAAGUAUUAAUCAUUUCUGUCUGAAGUAGUGAGUUAUAAUCUACGCAAACAUGUCGACUUUUUCGUGUGUACUCCGAUUGUAUUUUUCUUUCUUAUUAGUCUCGUGAAAUGUUCUGCACCAGAAACUUUGGGUUCAUUGUAUGACCAUGCGGGUUUUAUCAUUUAUAUAUAAAUAUUUAAUAUAUUAGUCAACUGAUCAGCAUUAACCAUUAUAGAUGGUUUAAAACAAAUUUAUUGUUCAAGACCUACGUGUACUAGUGAACCGUACAGGAUAUACAUGUACUAGUAAACUGGCAGGAUGUACGUGUGUACUGAAUGUACAUGUACUAGUGAACUGUACAUCAUGUACAUGUACUAGUGAACCAGACGGGUUGUACAUAUGUACAGGAUGUACAUGUACUAGUGAACUGUAAAAGUGUACCAUAUCAACAAAACAUGCAUUUAAUCUUUUGUAUACAAUUAUUCCUUUUUUAGCUCACCUGAGCACAACGUGCUCAAAGGUGAGCUUUUGUGAUCGCCCUGUGUCCGUCGUCGUCCGUCCGUCGUCAACAAUUUGACUGUUAACACUCUAGAGGUCACAAUUUUGGCCCAAUCUUUAUGAAACUUGGUCAGAAUGUUACUCUCAAUAAAAUCUUGGACGAGUUUGAUAUUGGGUCAUCUGGGGUCAAAAACUAGGUCACCAGGUCAAAUCAAAGGAAAAGCUUGUUAACACUCUAGAGGUCACAAUUUUGGCCCAAUCUCAAUGAAACUUGGCCAGAAUGUUACUCUCAAUAGAAUCUUCGACAAGUUCGAUAUUGGGUCAUCUGGGGUUAAAAACUAGGUCACCAGGUCAAAUCAAAGGAAAAACUUGUUAACACUCUAGAGGUCACAAUUUUGGCCCAAUCUUAAUGAAACUUGGUUAGAAUGUAGCCCUUAGUAAAAUCUUGGAUGAGUUCGAUAUUGGGUCAUCUGGGAUCAAAAACUAGGUAACCAGUUCAAAUCAAAGGAAAAGCUUGUUAACACUGUAGAGGCCACAUUUAUGACUGUAUCUUCGUGAAACUUGGUCAGAAUGUUAAUCUUUAUGAUCUUAAGGUCUUGUUUGAAUCUGGGUCAUAUAGGGUCAAAAUCUAGGUCACUGGGUCAAAUCAAAGGAAAAGCUAGUGAACACUGUAGAGGCCACAUUUAUGACCAUAUCUAAAUGAAACAUGGUCAGAAUGUUAAUCUUGAUGAUCUUUAGGUCAAGUUCAAAUCUGGGUCAGGUGGGGUCAAAAACUAGGUCACUAGGACAAACCAAAGGAAAAGCUUGUUAACACUCAGGAGGCCACAUUUAUGACUGUAUCUUCAUGAAACUUAGUCAGAAUAUUAAUCUUGAUGAUCUUUAGGUCAACUUCGAAUCUGGGUCAUGUGGGGGUCAAAAACUAGGUCACUAGGUCAAAUCAAAGGAAAAGCUAGUUAACACUUUAGAGACCACAUUUAUGACCAUAUCUGAAUGAAACUCGGUCAGAAUUUUAAUCUUGAUGAUCUUUAGGUCAAUAGGUCAGGUGAGCAAUACAGGGCCUUCAGGGCCCUCUUGUUUAACUGUUGUUUUAUAUAUCACAAAUACUCUUAUUGACAAUCCGGUGUCAUGAAAUAUCUGAAAGUACAGACUUAUUGUCAUGGCAGUUUACCCAAAAUGUUUUUAUUUGACAAUUAAAGAGAAUUCCUUUAGUUUUUUCCUUUCAUAGAAUGUUUUCAAAUUCACAUAUAUGAUAGGAACAUUUGUGCUGAAAACAAUGAACAAAUAAAAACAAUGGGUCACCAGGCAUGAUUUUGUGAAAAAUUGUUUUGAACACACCCACUAUCGCUGAAACUGCCGGCGAUUUUUCAACAUUUUCAUAAUUGUCUGCUUUUUAAUAUUACAUAUAUAUAUAUACAUCAAGACAGCACAAUAAGGUUUAUUCUUUUUACAGAUUUUAUCAUAUACUUAUUUAAUAUUACAGUCAUAUUUGUAAUACUAUAUCCUUACAAUAAUGGGUACAAAUGAAAAAAAAUCUUGUUUCAUAUUCACUUUUGUAUACUUUUUUCAAUGAAAAAUACCCGUAGUGAAGAAUUUUUUUUUUUAUUUUGAAAAAACUGUUUCAUAGAAUUUUUUCCUGUUUUUGUUGUGUAUAAAUAAUUGUAUUGUGAGCAUAAAAAUGGCUAAAAAUGUAUAAGUCACCAGUCUAAAUUUUAUGUUAAGACCGUUUCAAUACAACACCUGUCGGACGAAAAUGGCGCGAACCUGACCAAAUUGAUUACAUGUAUAUCUGCUAGAAGUUAAAAAAAUGGUUUUAAAAAUUGUUAAUUCUUUCUAUAAUUGAAUUCUAAAUAAUCUGAAAGGUGAUAUUGUCUUAUCAGUACUAAGUCAAUUGUCUUACAGGUAUGAUGGUAUUAAAUGCCUCCGCUACUUUUUUCUAUAUAAAAUUAACAACUUAUAACAUAUUUUUAUCAAGAUUUCUAGCCUUUCACUUCCUGUGAGACUACCCUUGUCUUGAAGGUCUGUCUUUAGGCAAUCAAAAUAUACCCAAAAAAUAUGGGGUUGACCAUAAUGCAGUGAAACCAUGGUCACGUGACUGAGACAUGUGAUGAAAACGCUAAUAUUGCGUAGGUAGACAUCAGGAAAUACCUACUUUCACUUUCAUUUUACAAGGCAGCUUCAAAUCAACUUUUGAAGCAUAUAACGUAGCUUAAAAUCAUCUGCGGACAUUCAUUUUUACAAUCAAGCAUCAAUAAAGCUUAUAUCUGGCAUGAAAAUCGCCUUUACUAGGCGGGAAAAUUGCACUAUAUAUUGAUGUGGACUACAUUCGAGUGGACCACGGAGGCAUAUCCGGCUAAUUGCCCCCUUCAUGCCUACAUUAUAUGAACAACACUGUCUUUGUCACUAAAAUGCGAUGUGAAAGCACAAUCACAAAAAUGGCAAGAUACCUGUCAGGCAUGAUACUUGUCAAUACAACAUAAACGAUUAUCAACAUUUGAUUACUGAUAAAACUUAUCAAAAAUGUUAUUUCAUUCAAGAUUCCUCAUAUUUAAGAUCGUCUGUCACGUUUCAACAAAUGUUGACUUCACUUCACUUUUCCAUAGAAAGUGUCGGCUGCACAGAAAGAUGCGCAUAAAAACUAUAGGAAUUCCCUUUAAAUCAAACCAUGUGAUUAGAUAUAUUUCAGAUUCAAGCUCGAAAUUUUGUCAGGAUGUAGCAAAAGACGAAAUAUUUCACGUCUUUGAUAAUGAAGUAUUAUAUUUUGGUUAGACUUUACAAUAGUUCAGUAACUAUUUUUUGGUGUUACAGGGCGUGGUCGAUGUGCUGUGAGGGUAUGCCGAUUUUUUUCAUGACUCUGUCUGAAAAUAUAAGAAUAAUUAGUACACAAUUUAAUGUACACUAUAAAUACCUUUAAGACAUGAAAGUGUAAUAUUUUGGUCAGCCUUCACCACAUGGAAGUUUAUGUUUUAAAAAAAAAACACAACAGAAAACAAAAAGAAACAAAACUAAACAAGAAAGGUGCUAUAUCAGCAUAACAAUUUCUAUGAUGGAUCACAAUUUUCCAUCAAUUGUUUUAGUUUUUUUUUAGAUGACUUGUAUUUUUUAUUUUGUAUCGUUUUGAUUUUUUUUAUCUCAGUACUCAAUUUAUGCCUUUAUUUUACAUAUAGAUUUGUGUGUUAUGUUGAUCUUUUACGUCUUCGAGAUUUUUUGUUUUCUGCAUGCCAGAAAAAAAGAAUUGAUGCAUGAACACAGUAUGUUAUUUACUACGAUUAUUGAGCAGAGAACGAAAACGUUCAAUUGAUUUGAACUUCUUUUUAUGAAAAUAAAAACUUCUUCUUUCA
Mercenaria mercenaria is the source of this 5389-nucleotide messenger RNA. RefSeq names its product protein SSUH2 homolog. The transcript is spliced from 11 exons. Bases 250 to 1452 code for a protein of 400 amino acids. NCBI's taxonomy places the organism in Eukaryota, Metazoa, Mollusca, Bivalvia, Venerida, Veneridae. The record is from RefSeq and is a predicted model, not a curated record.